Molecule: messenger RNA, 3659 nt
Organism: Pristis pectinata (smalltooth sawfish)
Lineage: Eukaryota; Metazoa; Chordata; Chondrichthyes; Rhinopristiformes; Pristidae
Product: A disintegrin and metalloproteinase with thrombospondin motifs 19-like
Exons: 24
Coding region: 219-3659 (1146 amino acids)
Biological process (GO): proteolysis; extracellular matrix organization
Cellular component (GO): extracellular matrix
Molecular function (GO): metalloendopeptidase activity
Source: RefSeq, a predicted model, not a curated record
GUUACUGUAACCAAUCAGGGCUGGAUUGCAGUUCGGGGGAAGCCCUUGGUGUGUGUGUGUGUGUGGUGAGAGCUCAGCUCCGCGGGACUCGAAUUCAUUCAUUCGGAAACUCAUGUGAGACCGAGCGAGCGAGUGAGUGAGAGAGACAGACAGGCACAGAGAGAAGCAGCCGCUCUCUGACUAGUACAUUACAUUACUGGUACUGAGGGAAUACAAGAAUGCUGCAGAGUGACAUUUCCUAUAUUUUGUAUCUACUGUAUUUCACGGAUGCAAUAGUUUCAGGUCUCGAGAAUUUCCGAGAAGAAUCUGAGAUCGUUUUUCCGGCCGUUCUGCAGAAUGGUAGAGCGUACCCGGUACGGGGCGAGCCGGCAGCCGGCCCCGGCAUCACGUCCCGGGAAGUGCGCUCAAUCUCCAACGGGGACGAGUACGAGUCGCAGGAGUUUUACCCGCGGGAGCUGCAGGCUCCUGCCCCGCCCGGCCACCGCGGCGCCGCCGCCUCCUCCUCCUCCACCUCGCCCGCUUCCUCGCCUUCUCCCCCGGGGCUGCAGCUGAAGAUCCCGGCGUUCGGCAGAGAGCUGUACCUGAGCCUGACCAGGGACAGCCGCUUCCUCUCCGGUAGCUUCGCCGUGCACAGCCGCCGGAGCCGGCACCACACGUCGGUGCGCUCCUACCGCGCCGAACACGCCUGCUACUACAGCGGCUUCGUGCACAACUCCAGGGGCUCGCUCGCCUCUUUCAGCACCUGUGGGGGUCUGAUGGGAUUUAUUCAGAUUAAUGAAGAGUUUAUAUUUAUUGAACCACUGAAUCACACCAUGGCUGUAACAGGAUAUGCACAUCGCGUAUACAGAAGGAAACGAUCGAUGGAUGAAAAAUCUGCUGAAAAGCAGGCAUCACAAACUUUGUGUGGAAUUUCUGCAGAUAAAAGAAAACCCAAAAACAAAAGGCAAUUGGACAGAGGAAGAGGUCGGAGGUACACAUAUAAAUUAUCUCCUGACUACAAUGUUGAGACCCUCGUUGUUGCCGACACAGCAAUGGUCAACUAUCAUGGAGCUGAUGCUGUCAGGAGAUUUAUCCUGACUGUGAUGAAUAUGGUUUUCAAUCUAUUCCAGCAUAAAAGUCUUGGCAUACAAAUGAAUCUUCGAGUGACAAAACUUGUUCUGCUUCAUGAGAGUCCGGAAGACCUUUAUAUAGGCCACCAUGGGGAGAAGAUGUUAGAAAGUUUCUGCAAAUGGCAGCAUGAAGAAUUUGGAAAGAAAAAUUAUUUCAAUAGUGAUAUUUCCAGUAGUUGGAGAGAAGAUUUACCUGCCAUUGAUUCAGCCAUCCUGAUAACAAGAAAGGAUUUCUGUGUACAGAAGGAUGAGCCUUGUGACACUGUUGGUAUAGCAUAUCUUAGUGGGAUGUGCAGUGAAAAAAGGAAGUGUGUUCUUGCUGAGGACAAUGGAUUGAAUCUGGCCUUUACAAUUGCACAUGAGAUGGGUCACAAUAUGGGAAUGAAUCAUGACAAUGAUCAUCCAUCCUGUGCAGAUGGCCUCCAUAUCAUGUCUGGGGAAUGGAUCAAAGGACAAAAUUUGGGUGACGUAUCCUGGUCUCAAUGCAGCAGAGAUGAUCUAGAAAGAUUUCUCAGGUCAAAGGUCAGUAAUUGUUUACUGCACACAGAUCCUCAGAGCCUCAACUCAGUGAUGUUGUCAUCCAAGUUGCCAGGGAUGAUCUACACAGCAGAUGAACAAUGUCAGAUUCUGUUUGGUCCAACAGCUACUUUCUGCAAGGAGAUGCAGCAUGUUAUAUGUACCGGACUAUGGUGUAAGUUAGAAGGCGAACAAGAGUGUAAAACCAAACUGGACCCACCACUAGAUGGAACUGAGUGUGAACGAGAAAAGUGGUGUAAGGCUGGUGAAUGUGUUAGUAAAACACCUCUUCCUGACUACAUAGAUGGAGAAUGGAGCAUCUGGAGCACAUGGAGCACUUGCAGUCGAACAUGUGAUGUUGGAGUACAUUUCCGGCAGCGUACAUGUGAUAACCCCAGGCCUGGCCCUGAAGGGAAAAACUGUCAGGGUUCCCGUGUACAGUACAGGAUAUGCAAGAAUCCCCCUUGUCCAACAGGAGUACCAGGUUUUCGAGAUUUACAAUGCCAAUCGUUCAAAAGGCCAUCAUACCAGAAGCAUUCCUUGCAGUGGCAUGCUAUCACUAAUGAAGAGGAGCCUUGCACACUCUUUUGCUCUCCCCUGGGGAAAGAUCAGCCGAUUCUGAUCUCAGAGAAAGUACUCGAUGGAACGCCAUGUGGUCUACAUGAAACAGACAUCUGUGCUAACGGCACAUGCCAGAAAAUUGGCUGUGAUGAUAUAUUAGGAUCCUCUGCCAGAGAAGAUCAUUGUGGUGUUUGUAAUGGGAAUGGAAGAUCAUGUAAAGUCAUCAAAGGAGACUUUAAUCACACCAGAGGAGCAGGCUAUGUGGAAGCUCUAGUUAUACCUGCAGGAGCAAGAAGAAUUCGAGUUGUUGAAGAAAAGCCAGCCCACAGUUACCUUGCUCUGCGAGAUACCAGCAAACAUUCCAUUAACAGUGACUGGAAGAUUGAACAUCCAGGAACUUUUAACAUAGCUGGAACCAUGGUGCAUUAUGUUAGAAGAGGAUUCUGGGAAAAAAUUUCUGCUAAAGGUCCAACCACAUCUCCUCUGCACCUUAUGGUGUUGCUCUUCAAUGAUCAAAAUUAUGGCAUUCACUAUGAAUAUACAAUUCCAAUUGAGCCAAGACCAGGAAAUCACACUGCUAAGACCAGUGUACCUCACUUUAUGUGGACUCACUCCGGUUGGGAAGAUUGCGGUGCCAUGUGUGGUGGAGGAGAAAGAAAAACACUUGUGACUUGUACAAAAAUCAUGAGCAAAACUACAACUAUCGUGGAUAAUCGGAAAUGCAAACAGCUGAGAAAGCCUGAACCACUAGUCCGUAAAUGCAAUCAGCAGCCUUGUCAGACCAGGUGGAUGAUGACAGAAUGGACACCAUGCUCACGUACUUGUGGUAAAGGAAGUCAAAGCAGACAAGUGGCAUGUACCCAACAGCUCCGAAAUGGAACACUGAUUAGAGCUCGUGAACGAGACUGUCCCGGGUCGAAACCUGCAUCAUUACAACGCUGUGAGGGUCAGGACUGCCUGACAGUGUGGGAAGCUGGAAUCUGGUCAGAGUGUUCUGUGAAAUGUGGCAAAGGGGCUCGACAUCGAACUAUAAAGUGCACCAAUCCACGCAAGAAAUGCGAUUUAUCAACACGCCCAAAGGAGGCAGAAGAUUGCGAGGAUUAUUCAAAAUGCUACGUCUGGAGAACAGGAGACUGGUCUAAGUGUUCCAUCACCUGUGGAAAAGGAAUGCAAUCACGAGUAAUCCAAUGUAUGCACAAAGUGACUGGAAGACAUGGAAAUGAUUGUUUCCCAUCAGAAAAGCCCGCAGCCUAUAGACCCUGUCACUUAAAGCCAUGCAAUGAAAAAGUCAAUGUGAAUACUAUAACCUCACCCAGACUAGCUGCUUUGACAUUCAAAUGUUUGAAGGACCAGUGGCAAGUGUAUUGCAAAAUAAUACGCGAGACAAACCUCUGUCAGGACAUGAGGUGGUAUCAGCGCUGCUGUGAGACCUGUAGAGACUUCUAUGCACAAAAGCUACAGCAUAAAAGUUGA